This is a messenger RNA of Lentinula edodes (shiitake mushroom), 1203 nucleotides long. RefSeq names its product PLC-like phosphodiesterase. The record is from RefSeq and is a predicted model, not a curated record. Gene Ontology annotation, molecular function: phosphoric diester hydrolase activity. The coding region runs from base 1 to 1203 and encodes 400 amino acids. Lineage: Eukaryota; Fungi; Basidiomycota; Agaricomycetes; Agaricales; Omphalotaceae. The transcript is spliced from 9 exons. Gene Ontology annotation, biological process: lipid metabolic process.
AUGCGAUACUCAUUUCGUCGUCGUCUCCUCCUUCCUCAAGCCUUCAUUCAACAGUUGCAAUUAACUGCCAUCUUAUAUGUCAGUGUGGCAUUUGGCUUAGCAGCCUCUGUAUCCGAAUCAGUACAGCAAAGUCUUGCUCAAGCCGCACUAGCAGAGAUCUUACAACGAGGGGCGCCGAUCCUAGGCUUUGACGCAGGCUGCGACCCAGCCUUGAAUGCAACAUGCAAUUGGAUGGCGAAUAUUCCGGAUGAAACUAAUUUGAUUCAUAUGAGUAUACCCGGGACGCAUGAUUCUUCUACUUGGAAUUACACCCAGGCUACGCAAAAUUCUCUUCUUGGAUACACUGGAUCCAUCACCCCCGCUAAAUACUUCCAAUGCCAAGAACAUUCUUAUUUCCAAAUGCUCAACGGCGGUAUCCGCGUAUUCGACCUUCGCGUCGCGCUCAAUCCGGGGAAUGGAACGAUUGGAUUUUAUCACUCUCAGGCUCUCCUUGCACCGAAUACCCGCCUCGAGGACGUGCUGUUUGGGUUCUACUACUGGCUUGAUGCUCACCCAACGGAAGCGGUACUUCUUUCCAUCAACUAUGAAGGCGGAACGGGAACACAGGAUACAGUGGCCUUCCAGGAACAGUUAUAUAAUAUCCUCAGUGGAGAUUUGGCCACUCAGUAUUGGGUACAGGUCAAUGGCACGGCGAAGCUCGAGGGAAACUCACCCUUCUGCAACGGUUCGACUACAGUCUCCUUCCUGCUACAUCUGAAUAACAGCAAACGCAUCGGAAUCCACCUCGACCCCGAGGAUUGGCACGACAACGAUCCGAAUAUCACGUUGGUGUAUAAUACAGUGAACGGGACAGAACAGGUUGCUUAUAUUGAGGACUACUACGAGAUGGACGGCCUCCCAACAAGCGCCAGUGCCGCAGAGAACAUUCAAUGGAAGUACAACGCGACUAUUGCUCAUCUACAAGAUGCUAUCAAUCCUGAUCUGCACCCGGACCAAUUAUAUAUCACCUUUGCGAGCUCUGAGCAUGAUACGGAUGGGGAGACGCCUAGGAUCAUGGCACUUGGAAAUGGGACAGAGGUCCCAGGUGUGAACCAAAAGAUUCUUCCAUGGUUGCAGGAGAACAAAGGGAAGAGGUUCGGAAUCGUCAUGCUCGACUUCUUCGACUCCGUACCUGGUGUGGUCGAAGCUAUUAUCAAUGCUUGA